Messenger RNA from Nicotiana tabacum (common tobacco), 1113 nucleotides. The record is from RefSeq and is a predicted model, not a curated record. Lineage: Eukaryota; Viridiplantae; Streptophyta; Magnoliopsida; Solanales; Solanaceae.
CUAGAAGAUGCAUCUGGCAAAGAAUGUAAAGCAUUGACGACACUAAAGAAUGGAGCAUAUAUAGUUGCACCAUGUCCGCAUGAUGGAAGUUGUCCUUUGGAUAACACUGGAAAAUAUUGUCAUUUUGUUCAACGCUUGCAGAGGACAACAUCACAACGUGCCUACAAGCGGUCGAAAGGUGAGCCUCUACGUGGCUUUGAAGAUGAAAAGUUUUGCUUUAUCGCUUUUAGACGAGGACAACGGCCAAGGGAGCCUUGGCCACUGGAUGGUAUGAAGUUUGAGACUUUGAAGGAGCAGCAUGCCAGAAGAAAUCCAGAGGAUUUAGAGAUUGACUAUGAGGACCAGUUCAUCUCAUCAGAAGAUGAGGAUGUUCAAGAUGAAGAUCCAAUCUCCUAUGAUUCCGAUGUUACAGAAACAGACGCCAUUACUGAAAAUGAUGAUUGGGAGGAAGAAGGCGAAGAAACAGCCCAUGCUAAUCUUGGUAGUGGUUGGGGAAGAAUCAUAUACAAUCCUCUAAGAAGGGGCAAGCGGGUUGAGAUGGAUAUUUGUCGAUCAAUGGAUCGAGAAGGCACUGAAGGCUCGUUUGACCGAAUUGUUAUUACAAAGAGCAAAAACCCAACAUUGCAUCAUCAGGCUCGAAGAUCAGUCUGGGGUGACUUAUGGCCCUUUUAGAUUUUGUUAGAAAAAUGGCCCUCGGGGCUUUGGUCAAGAAGUAAGAGCGCAGCGCAUGAUGUGUGAAUUAUGCGCACGUAGUGACAAAAACCUGAUAUUUAAAUGGAGAAAGUUUCCGGGACGGGCCAUGGUCCGCGGAUUAUCGAACUAUGGGCAACUGACCCUUGGUGAUUUAUCGGAUAUGAAAAAAAAUUUAUUAGAAAAAAUGUGAAAAGCAUAAAGUUGAGCAGAUUUCACGUGUGGGCAAAGGUACUGUAAUACAUGUAGUUUUUUCAUAGCUAACUAUUGCUUGAGGAAAGAAAAGUGAACCAGAUAGUUAUUCUGGUAAAGCAGAGGAUAAGAUUGAGCAGAGGUUUGCUCAAAUGGCACUUUGCUCAAGAAACAAUAAGUGAAGAUAUAAAUGUGAAUUCUGCACAAAUCAUUUUACCAUUUGCAUGUGAA